Molecule: messenger RNA, 1161 nt
Organism: Fonsecaea multimorphosa CBS 102226
Lineage: Eukaryota; Fungi; Ascomycota; Eurotiomycetes; Chaetothyriales; Herpotrichiellaceae
Exons: 1
Coding region: 1-1161 (386 amino acids)
Source: RefSeq, a predicted model, not a curated record
AUGGCCCCUCGAGCGACGCGAAGGGCCACCGCCUCUGCUGCUCGCACGCGCUCAUCGGCUGCAGAGGACGAAGGCGCGAAAAGCAAACCAGAGGUGCAAGAAGCAAAUCCACAUAUCGAGCAUGGUGAAGAUGUCGACGAUGGAUCUUCCAAGAAGAAACCAGCGACUACAGAAGCCAAGGACAGACCUCAACCCACCACCCCCGCUCUGCUUCCGCCUAGUCUCAAUCUGAGCUCCUCCACGUCCAUCAAAUUCACCGCGUUCACAGUCUCUAGUGGCAAAUCAAGCAAAAAGGAAACUGCAUGUCUGCGGAGUCACCGGGCGCCUCACUCCACGUCGCUUAUCUUCACCCACGGCGCUGGAGGCGAUUUGUCAGCUGCCGCCAUGGUGAAUUUCUCGCAAGGCUUCGCGGCGACGGGGUUGGGAGUGGUCAUGUUUCAGGGUAACAUGAACGUCCAGGCGAGGGCGGGUUUGUUCGGGCUCGUUAAGGAGUAUGAGAGGGAGAAUGGAUCGCUCGCUGGGACCGAUGACGACACGGGAACGAAGAGGAAGAUGACCGAAGCUCGAGAAAAUUCAGUGGCCUACGGCGGUAGAAGCAUGGGCGCGCGCGCCGCCGUCAUCGCAUCACACAUAGACCCCUCGGUGAAAGCACUUGUGCUCGCCUCGUACCCGCUCAUCAGCCCAGCGGGAGACAUACGGGACAAAAUCCUCCUCGACAUCUCGGCAGACGUGGACGUGCUUUUCAUCUCCGGCGACAAUGACAGCAUGUGCCCGCUCGCGCGGUUACAGACUGUCCGCGACAAGAUGAGGGCGCGGACGUGGAGAGUCGUCGUCAAGGGCGCGGACCACGGCAUGAACAUUCGCGGGGGCAAGAAGCUCAAGGACGGCACGGAGAGGUUGGGUAAAGAGUGUGGCCGCGUGGCGGCGAGAUGGUUACGCGAGAGGGAUGAAGAUAAGCGCGAGAUGACGAUAAGCUGGGACGGCGAGAAGGGGAGACUGAUUGGCGGCGGUGUCUGGAUUGGUGAGGGGACAGGAACGACGACGCAAGGAAACGCACGGAAGGGUGCAAAGAAGGAGGAGGGUGAUCAUCCCGUGGAUGAAGAAGGAGGGGAUGAUGAGGCUGAGCAGGUCGGCACAAAGAGGAGGAGGACGAAGAAAUGA